CAUAAUCGCACGCUCGUCGAACAACGCGAUCGACUGGCGCAACAAUGUCCCUCACGACGACGUGCGCCAACAAGACGGCGCCCGCCUGCGUCGUCUACGGCCCUGGCAACGAGACCGACCUAAGCCUCGACAGCCGCGGCGGCCUCUACGUCGACGCACCGGUGACGUCGAUCGAGUCUCUCCCGCCGUCCGCGACAGCUCUCACGAUCUCGUCUAGCACACUCGUAUCCAUCAACCCGACGCUGGGCAGUACCCUGGGCGCUGCCUCGCAGCUCGCUUCGAUCUCUCUCCGCUUUAACCUCCUUGGCGAGUCGCUCAACGCAGUCCAGUGGCCGCAGUCCCUCGUCAAGCUGGAUCUCACGGGCAACAAGCUGCAUCAAAUCAACGCGUCCUUUUCGAUUCCCGCCAAGCUCCGAACUCUAGCGCUCAGCUCCAACCAAAUCACGAGCAUCGACGGCCUCGUCAUUCCGUCGUCGCUCCAGAGCCUGAGCCUUUACGUCAACACGAUCGACACGUUCAACAUCAACGCCGCAUCGUUCGCUGCGCUCUCGCGCGUGCAGCUCUUCACCGAUCGAGCGAUUCGCGCGCUCGAGUGCAAGGGCACGCGCCAGACGUUCCAAGGCGCCAUUGACGCCGAGGUCAACGGCGGCCGACCACUUCUGCACACUGCUUGCGUCCUCGAUGUUGGUGCAGCGGCGACAACUGUGCCCGUAGGUCCCGGUACAGCCGAUGCCUCGAGUACCGACUCUGGAGCGUCGACGGGUCUCUACGCUGGCCUUGGCAUCGGUGCUGCGGUUCUCAUCCUUCUCGUCAUCGGUGGGCUGCUGCGCCUCCGCCACCGCCGCCGCUCCAACACCCAGUACCUCGACCACUCGACGCCGUCGGCCGAGAUAUCGCGCAAGCCAAACGCCGCCACCGCGUCCUACGACGAGACGCCCGUCGUCGUCAGCGACUUUGCGUUUGCCUACAGCUACGACAUUCGGUCGGACCCAGAGCUGAACGGGUACCGGAUUCCCAAGCGCGAGCUGGCGCAAAAGCAGAUUUGUGGCAACGGCGGCUUUGCGAUCGUGUACAGAGCGCUCUUCCAAGACCAAGUCGUCGCCGUCAAGGAGCUCCAGGCCGUCCACACGCGCCACGCGACCCACGUCCAGGCCUUCAUGCACGAGAUCCAGCUGUUCUCGACGCUGCACCACGACAACAUUCCCAUGUCGGCGGUGCAGAUGGCGCUGCUCGUCUCAACCGGGAAGCUCACGCCGACCUUCCGCGACGACUGCCCGUCAGACAUCUUGGCGCUGGCCAAGGCAUGUCUGGCCAUGGACCCUGACGAUCGACCGACGGCGGCGCACGUGGCCUACGCGCUGCGCAAGCUUAUCCGUGCAACAGAGUAG
Saprolegnia diclina VS20 is the source of this 1388-nucleotide messenger RNA. RefSeq lists its product as hypothetical. The transcript has 10 exons. Gene Ontology annotation, molecular function: protein kinase activity; protein binding. The record is from RefSeq and is a predicted model, not a curated record. Lineage: Eukaryota; Oomycota; Saprolegniomycetes; Saprolegniales; Saprolegniaceae. Bases 45 to 1388 code for a protein of 447 amino acids.